CAAACAAAGAAACACAGAAAAAUCAUUUUAUCAAAAGACUUUGAGACCACGAUGAAUUCUAAUGAGAUUUCCUCCUCCGUGGUAAAAGCUUCGUACUGGUUCCCAGAUGGAGAGAACCAGGAACAGGAUCCCAGAACUUCGGCCCAAACUAUUCCCUCAGAUCUCUUCACUCACCUUUUCUGCGCCUUCGCCGAUCUCGACGCUACCACCCACGAAGUUUUUGUCUCCGGAGCGCAUGAGUUCAUAUUUUCCACCUUCACUGAAACCGUCAAGAAUCGAAAUAAAUACGUGCAGACCCUCUUGUCGAUCGGCGGAAUAAGUGCAAACAAUUCUGCGUUUGCGUCCAUGGCAAGUAAACAAGAGUCUCGGAAAUUGUUCAUUGAUUCUUGGAUUUCGAUCGCUAGAGCAAAGGGAUUCCAUGGUCUCGAUCUAGCCUGGGAGUACCCAAGCAAUAAGCAUGAGAUGAAAGACUUUGGGCACCUAGUUAGAGAUUUGCGAUCAGCGGUUGAUGCCGAGAGCAUACUCACCUGCAAACCGACUUUGCUGUUGACGGCUGCCGUUUACUACUCAUCGGUUUACAAGAAGUAUACAUACCCAGUUAAAGUGAUGGAAAAAAGCUUGGAUUGGGUUAAUAUCAUAGCCUAUGAUUUUUACGAGCCGCUGUCGUACUCCCUAUUUACCGCUCCAACCGCCGGUCUCCACGUUUCUUCUAACAACGAAGGUCCUACUCCAAGCGGCGAUUCUGGUUUGAAACAGUGGAUUAAGGAUGGACUUUCGGAGAACAAAGCAGUCUUGGGAUUCACAUACGUUGGAUGGGGUUGGACUCUCGAAAACGAAAAUGAUACCGGUUAUCAUGCGCCCGCCGCCGGAGUAGCCAAACAUGAGGGCGUAUCUGAGGACGGUUCUAUAAACUAUGCUCAGAUAAUUAAGUUUAUAGGGGAUGAGGAAGCAACAUACGCUUAUGACUCCAAGGUUGUCGGACAUUAUUGCUUCGCCGAAAAGACUUGGAUUGGGUACGAAGAUAAGCAGAGCGUGGUGACGAAAGUGAAAUACGCUGAGCAGAAUGGUCUGCUUGGUUACUUUGCCUGGAACGUUGGAGCUGACGAUAACAGUCUUCUAUCCACCGCAGCAUCCAAAGCAUGGGGUAUUAUCGGAGGAGUUUCCACAACGAAAUGUGAAUAAAGAAAGAAAUAAAUAAUAAGAGGUGAAACUCGCCGCGUUAGUAUUCCACUCUUGUUACUCGUUUUUUUUUGGUUUGUUCUCAAUAUUUUCUAUUCUGGUUCAAAUUUCUGAAUCUCUUCAUGAACUUUAUCUCCCUUAAAAGUAUUGUCGGAACACAAUCUGAGCUACAUAGGACGACGGUGGUGUUUGGUGACUACCCUUCCACUUUUCCCUCUGAUUGUUUUAUAUUUGCCGCAACCGCCUAUCUUUUCCAGAUCCGGAUUUGCUCAGACCCCUUUAGAAGAAUCUUCACACUAGGUCUAGGUAUGUUGCAUCUUUAGAUGCUCUUAUCUUUGAGUUUUAAGCUCCAAAAUUGUAGUACUACCAAGCUUUGUAACAUAUUUGAUAUGAAUGAGAAACAACUUUUUGUUA
This is a messenger RNA of Camelina sativa (false flax), 1593 nucleotides long. RefSeq names its product class V chitinase-like. Gene Ontology annotation, biological process: carbohydrate metabolic process; chitin catabolic process. NCBI's taxonomy places the organism in Eukaryota, Viridiplantae, Streptophyta, Magnoliopsida, Brassicales, Brassicaceae. The record is from RefSeq and is a predicted model, not a curated record. Gene Ontology annotation, molecular function: chitin binding; chitinase activity. Gene Ontology annotation, cellular component: extracellular region.